Messenger RNA from Chrysoperla carnea, 1668 nucleotides. It is a transcript of the gene Adsl, whose product is annotated as adenylosuccinate lyase. The record is from RefSeq and is a predicted model, not a curated record. Gene Ontology annotation, biological process: 'de novo' AMP biosynthetic process. The transcript has 4 exons. Gene Ontology annotation, cellular component: cytosol. The coding region runs from base 183 to 1637 and encodes 484 amino acids. Lineage: Eukaryota; Metazoa; Arthropoda; Insecta; Neuroptera; Chrysopidae. Gene Ontology annotation, molecular function: (S)-2-(5-amino-1-(5-phospho-D-ribosyl)imidazole-4-carboxamido) succinate lyase (fumarate-forming) activity; N6-(1,2-dicarboxyethyl)AMP AMP-lyase (fumarate-forming) activity.
UCGUCAGGCGUGACGUAGUUUUCAAGUUCGGCACUGACUUGUGUCUGUAUAUAAGAUAACCUCAAGUUUCUGAUUGUUUAAUCGAUUCUGGUCGAAUAUAGUAAAUAAUUGAAUACAGAAAAUAUUUUUGUGUUUCGAUUUCAAGUUACAAUAUUUAGUUAGUUAUAUUAUUUAAGUUAAAAAUGAGUAUUUCGAAUGAUUAUUGUAAUUACCGGUCUCCUCUUAGUACCAGAUAUGCUAGUAAGGAAAUGCAAUACAAUUUUAGUGACCAAAAAAAAUUUUCUACUUGGCGUAAACUAUGGAUUAUAUUAGCUACAGCAGAAAAGGAAUUGGGUCUUGAUAUUACCGACGAACAAAUCAAUGAAUUAAAACAACAUGUGGAUGAUAUAAAUUUUGAUGCUGCAGCAGCAGAAGAGAAACUGACACGUCAUGAUGUAAUGGCACAUGUCCAUGUUUUGGCAAAUUUAUGUCCAAAAGCAGCUCCAAUUAUUCAUUUAGGUGCAACAUCAUGUUUUGUAACUGACAAUACGGACUUGAUUAUAAUUAAAGAUGGAUUAGAUUUAUUACUUCCAAGAUUGGUUGGUGUUAUCAGUAAAUUGUCAGAAUUUGCUGAAAAAUAUAAAGAUUUGCCAACAUUAGGUUUUACACAUUUACAGCCUGCGCAAUUAACAACAGUUGGAAAACGAGCUACAUUAUGGAUAUUCGAUUUACUAUUAGAUGAAGUAGCAUUAUCUAGAGCCAAAGACGAUUUAAGAUUUCGAGGCGUGAAAGGAACAACUGGCACUCAAGCAUCGUUUUUACAACUUCUUGAAGGUGAUUCCACAAAAGUUCGUAAAUUGGAUAAACGUGUUGCUGAAUUGGCAGGAUUUAAUAAGACUUAUCCAGUAACCGGCCAAACAUACUCCAGAAAAGUUGAUGUAAAUGUUUUAGCUGCUCUUAGUGGUUUAGGAUCAACCAUACAUAAAAUUUGUACCGAUUUAAGGUUAUUAGCAUCACGAAAAGAAUUGGAAGAACCAUUCGAAGCCACACAAAUUGGCAGCUCUGCAAUGCCAUAUAAACGUAACCCAAUGCGAUCAGAACGAUGCUGUGCAUUGGCUAGACAUUUAAUGACAUUAAUCGGUGAUGCAACCGCCACGCAUUCCGUGCAAUGGUUAGAACGUACUUUGGAUGACAGUGCAAAUAGGAGAUUGUCAUUGGCGGAAAGUUUUCUCAGUGCAGAAGCAGCUUUAUUAACAUUAUUAAAUAUAUCCCAAGGAAUUGUUGUAUAUCCAAAAGUAAUUCAUCGUCAUAUUUUACAAGAAUUGCCAUUCAUGUCCACAGAAAAUAUAAUUGUUGCAAUGGUUAAAAAAGGUGGUGAUCGCCAAAUAUGUCAUGAACGAAUUCGUGUACUGUCUCAUCAAGCAGCUGCUCAAGUUAAAGAACACGGAUUAGAUAACGAUCUAAUUGAACGAAUUAAAAAUGAUCCAUAUUUUAAACCUAUACUGGAUGAGUUAACAGAUUUAUUAAAACCAGAAACAUUCAUUGGUCGUGCAUCAGAACAAGUUACAGAAUUUUUAGAAGAUGAAGUAAAACCAUUAUUGAAAAAAUAUGCCAAUUCAUUAGCCGCAGCUAAUUCUCCUGUAACAUUAAAUAUUUAACAUGUUUUUGUUGUAAUAUAAUUUUUUAAUG